AUGUUUUAUUCAGAGACUUUGUUGAGCAAGACAGGGCCUUUGGCUCGUGUCUGGCUUUCGGCAAAUUUAGAGCGCAAGUUGUCAAAAAAUCAUAUUCUACAAGCCAGCGUCAAGGACAGUGUUGAAGCUAUCGUCACACCCAAUCAAGCACCAAUGGCUCUACGUCUAAGUGGUCAACUGUUGCUAGGAGUGGUCAGAAUUUAUAGUCGAAAAGCGCGUUAUUUACUGGAUGAUUGUAAUGAAGCUCUCAUAAAGAUUAAAAUGGCCUUCCGUCUCUCCGGCAACAAUGAUAUUCCCGCCGGACUACAUAUGCCUUCUCGAGAUGCUCUUAUGCUUCCUGAUAUGCUUACUGAAGGAGAUAAUCUCGAAAUGCCACCGAUGCCUGAUGCAUCAUUCCUUUUUUCCCAAUUGGACGAAGAAUCGGCAUUAGGUCGCAAACGAAGAGGUGCUAGCCGUGACAUUAACUUGCAGGACGAGUUCAACAAUAGUCAAUUCUUACAAAAUAGUGUCGAAGAUAACAAUGCAGAUGAGGAUGAGCUUGCUUUGGAACCAUUAGACGACGAUCUUGAUUUGGGUCUUGAUUUUGGACUCGACGAUAUCAAUCCCAAGGCUACUGGAGCUGAUAGAUCUGGAGCUGAUAUCAGUCUUGAAUUCGGACGAGAUGCACCAGCAGCAAGAGCUGUUGAAGAUGACUUACUCAGUGAAUUGGAUAUUCAACCACGAGCAAAGGAUGUCUUUGAUGAUGGAGAUCGUGAAAAUUCAAUCAACCUCGGAUUUGGUAAUGAUGAUGUUGGAUUCCACAUCGGUGAUGAUGAUGGGGAUAUUGACAUGCUUAACAUUGGUGGAGAACCAGAUAUCUCUGCUCUUCCACGUGCUCCAGAACUCGAGCGCCUUCGCAUUUCCGAAUCGCCACUUUCAGAUAUCGACGAAACCAUUGUUGCCGAAGUCGAGGCAAAUCAGCAACAAAGAGAUGGAUCUGGAUUAUUCGCACCAGAAGAUGAGACGGAACAAUCAAUCUUUCGCCAACCAGCUCAACGUGCUAGAAAAUUCAAACCUUUGAUGCCUGACGAUGAUACUACCAUCUCUAAGCAUGCUAUUCAAGAAUUGCAGAAGAAUCACGAGGCUAUUUUACGUCCUCAGUCUUUCCUUCCCCGCGAUCCUCAACUCUUGGCAUUAAUGGAAAUGCAAAAGAAUGGUGGCUUUGUUUCCAACAUUAUGGGUGAAGGAAGAAGUAUGGGCUGGGCACCAGAGCUUCGUGGAAUGCUUUCACUCGAUGCUGUUCGUAGGACAGGAGACUUGAAGCGUAAGCGUGAUGGUGGUGCUGCUGAUGUGGAUGGUGAACAAGAACCAGGUGCUAACAAAUCACCACGCUUGGAUCUUGGAGAGGAAGAGGAUCUUGGUGCCAAUCUUGCUGGCGAUGCUGGUUUAGGUCGGGAUGACACGAUGAUUGCUGCUGAUGGUACAAUCAUUGAGAUGGGCGGUGAUGAUGAAUUCAAUAUCAACAUUGACGAUGACGAACACAACGCUACCGCCGGUUUAGGAGACGCUCGCAGCGUAAGUCCAGGCAACCAAUUCGAUGAGACAAUCGCACCUCUUGUACACCCUGCGGAUAGCGGCCCUGUCUCGCUCGGUACCACUCACGCUGUUCAUCUUCUCCGUGAACGAUUUGGUGAUGAGGCAGCCAACAGCCCAGACAAGCGCAAGAAGGCCAGCGUUCUUUUCCAGGACUUAUUACCAGAAGGUACAACAAGCAAAGCUGAUGCUACCAAGAUGUUCUUUGAAGUUUUGGUACUCGCAACCAAGGAUGCUGUUAAGGUUGAGCAACCAGAAAACUCUCUAGGAGGGCCAAUCCGUGUUAGAGGCAAACGAGGUCUUUGGGGCGCCUGGGCUGAAAGAGAAGCUGGUGGUGAAAUUGCUGAGGAGAAUGUCUCCGGUCCCUCAGCUACUGCUCCUUUGUUAGAAGCAUCCAGAAUGGUCUCUGUCUCUGCUUGA
Messenger RNA from Botrytis byssoidea, 1992 nucleotides. RefSeq lists its product as uncharacterized. Gene Ontology annotation, cellular component: synaptonemal complex; cohesin complex. Lineage: Eukaryota; Fungi; Ascomycota; Leotiomycetes; Helotiales; Sclerotiniaceae. The transcript is spliced from 2 exons. Bases 1 to 1992 code for a protein of 663 amino acids. Gene Ontology annotation, molecular function: chromatin binding; protein binding. The record is from RefSeq and is a predicted model, not a curated record. Gene Ontology annotation, biological process: replication-born double-strand break repair via sister chromatid exchange; synaptonemal complex assembly; mitotic sister chromatid cohesion.